CGACAAACACACUUUUAUAAAUUCAUGCCUGAAAGCAAGGGUGUGUUGUUUUUUUCUCCCUUGCAGCCCUCCCGCUUCUGCACUGCUGCACUGCAGCCAGCCGGCGCUUCUGCUGCACCGUGUUAUCAUGGGAUGCGGCUCGGAUUCCUGUGCACCGCAUCCCACGCCACACAGGAAUGCGAUCUACAAGGGUCCAGCCGAGCAUCCCAAUCUUCCUCCUGUCUUUGCCUCACCGCCGAUGCAAAGGAUAGACAGGAAUAUCAAGAUGUCUUCCCCGUUCGCUGCAGCUACCGCCGUGCCUGCAGCACACCGCAUGGCAGAGCUUCUGGCAAGGCGGCACCGUUGGACAGAGGGAUGCACGCGCUAAUGCAUGCUUCUUCCCUCUCGACACCACUCACAGCUCGUCAUCGCGUCUGUUGUCGCGUGGUGGGAGACCAAUCGGAUGCCGGCUGUCAUGUUAACACGCGAUCGAAGACGCACACCCGUCCGCCAUGCAGCCUUGGUCUUUGUGUGAGGUGGCACCAGUUACACAGCAUGCGGCGAACCAUCCCCGACCCUUAUGUUUUGCCAUCAGAAGAUGAGGUCAUGGUCCCUCAUCGGUUUGAUCCCGGCGUUGCUUUGCUCAUUAUCUAUGCGCGAGAAGGCCUUCCGUGUUUCCAACCCUUUGGCAGCGUAGCCUUGCGAUCAGCCAAGGAUGAUGCGCAACAAAAGCUCCAGGAAACUUAAGUCGAGCUUCAAUGUUUUGGUGUAGCAAACCACGCGACCGGAGAUCCUCGCGCGCGUACAAAAGGUGGUCAUGCGGAUAGUUCCCAGUUAGGCCAUACCC
Neohortaea acidophila is the source of this 826-nucleotide messenger RNA. RefSeq lists its product as uncharacterized. The coding region runs from base 25 to 726 and encodes 233 amino acids. The record is from RefSeq and is a predicted model, not a curated record. The transcript has 2 exons. NCBI's taxonomy places the organism in Eukaryota, Fungi, Ascomycota, Dothideomycetes, Mycosphaerellales, Teratosphaeriaceae.